This is a messenger RNA of Diachasmimorpha longicaudata, 2569 nucleotides long. RefSeq names its product heat shock protein 83 (gene Hsp83). Gene Ontology annotation, biological process: protein stabilization; protein folding; cellular response to heat. NCBI's taxonomy places the organism in Eukaryota, Metazoa, Arthropoda, Insecta, Hymenoptera, Braconidae. Gene Ontology annotation, cellular component: protein-containing complex; perinuclear region of cytoplasm; cytosol. The transcript is spliced from 2 exons. The record is from RefSeq and is a predicted model, not a curated record. Gene Ontology annotation, molecular function: ATP hydrolysis activity; ATP binding; ATP-dependent protein folding chaperone. Bases 161 to 2323 code for a protein of 720 amino acids.
AGAAGCUUCUAGAACAUUCGAGAAUCGAGGAGAGUAUAUAAAGCCAUCGACGAGUUGACGCGACCCUAUAGUACCACAUCAAACACACCGGCUAGUGUACCGUUGUUGAAUCACCUUGAGAUAUCGCAUUGCUUUAUUUGAAUAAUUCUCGUUGAACAAAAUGCCAGAAGAGAUGGAGACGACUGGCGAGGUGGAGACCUUCGCCUUUCAGGCUGAGAUCGCCCAGUUGAUGUCCCUGAUCAUCAACACAUUCUACUCCAACAAAGAGAUCUUCCUCAGAGAGUUGAUCUCCAACUCAAGUGACGCUCUCGACAAGAUCCGUUAUGAAUCUCUAACUGACCCAACUAAAUUGGACAGUGGCAAGGAACUCUUCAUCAAGAUCGUCCCCAACAAGAACGAUCGCACCCUGACGAUCAUUGACACAGGAAUUGGUAUGACCAAGGCUGAUCUCGUUAACAACCUCGGAACAAUCGCCAAAUCUGGGACGAAAGCCUUCAUGGAGGCCCUCCAGGCAGGUGCAGACAUCUCCAUGAUUGGUCAGUUUGGUGUUGGUUUCUACUCGGCAUACCUCAUUGCUGACAAGGUCACUGUUGUAUCCAAACACAAUGACGAUGAACAGUACCUGUGGGAGUCGUCAGCUGGAGGCUCCUUCACAGUACGUCCAGACCCUGGUGAGCCACUAGGCAGAGGUACCAAGAUUGUUCUUCACAUCAAGGAGGAUCAGGCCGAAUACCUCGAGGAGUCAAAGGUCAAGGAGAUUGUGAAGAAGCACUCACAGUUCAUCGGCUAUCCCAUCAAACUCGUUGUUCAGAAGGAACGUGAGAAGGAACUGAGUGACGACGAGGCUGAGCCCGAGCCUGAGGGUGAGAAGAAGGAAGAGGAGGAAGAUGGUAAACCAAAGAUUGAGGAUGUGGGAGAGGACGAAGACGCCGAGAAUAAGGAGAAAAAGAAGAAGAAGAAGACUAUUAAAGAGAAGUACGAGGAGGACGAGGAGUUGAACAAAACUAAGCCCAUCUGGACAAGAAACCCAGACGAUAUUACCCAGGAGGAAUACGGUGAGUUCUACAAAUCCUUGACGAACGACUGGGAGGAUCACCUGGCUGUGAAGCACUUUUCGGUCGAGGGACAGCUUGAGUUCCGCGCCCUCCUCUUCGCCCCCCGUCGUAUGCCCUUCGAUCUCUUCGAAAACAAGAAACGCAAGAAUAACAUAAAACUCUAUGUUCGCCGAGUCUUCAUCAUGGAUAAUUGUGAGGAGCUCAUUCCCGAAUAUCUGAAUUUCAUGAAGGGAGUAGUUGACUCUGAGGAUCUUCCUCUGAACAUCUCCCGUGAGAUGCUGCAGCAGAACAAAAUUCUCAAAGUAAUCCGUAAAAACCUAGUCAAGAAAUGCCUCGAGCUCUUCGAAGAGCUCACCGAGGACAAGGAGAACUUCAAGAAUUUCUACGAACAGUUCAGCAAAAACAUCAAGCUCGGCAUCCACGAGGACAGCACCAACAGGAGCAAAUUGGCUGAUCUCCUGAGGUAUCACACCUCUGCCUCUGGUGACGAGGUCUGCUCCCUGAAGGAGUACGUAGCACGAAUGAAGGACAACCAGAAACACAUUUACUACAUCACUGGUGAAUCCAAGGAACAAGUGGCCAACUCAUCGUUCGUGGAACGUGUCAAGAAACGUGGCUUCGAAGUUGUCUACAUGACUGAGCCAAUUGAUGAAUAUGUAGUCCAGCAGAUGAAGGAGUUCGAUGGAAAACAGUUGGUGUCCGUCACCAAGGAGGGCCUUGAGCUCCCUGAAGACGAGGCUGAGAAGAAGAAGAUGGAAGAGGACAAAGUUAAGUUCGAGCCGCUCUGCAAGAUCAUGAAGACCAUUCUUGAUAACAAAGUGGAGAAAGUUGUGGUGUCCAAUCGUCUUGUAGACUCUCCAUGCUGUAUUGUAACUGCUCAGUAUGGCUGGACCGCCAAUAUGGAGAGGAUUAUGAAGGCUCAGGCAUUGAGGGACACCUCGACGAUGGGUUACAUGGCUGCCAAGAAACAUCUGGAAAUCAAUCCUGAUCAUCCAGUUAUUGAAUCUCUGAGGCAAAAGGCUGAGGCUGAUAAGAACGACAAGGCUGUGAAGGAUCUGGUUGUUCUACUUUUUGAGACCUCCCUGAUGUCGUCUGGAUUCACUCUAGCUGAGCCCCAGGUUCAUGCCAAACGCAUCUACAGAAUGAUCAAGCUGGGCUUGGGAAUCGAUGAGGAUGAUGCAGUUCAUGAGGAAGCUAAGGUCGAGGAUGUGCAGACAAUUGAGGCUGAGAACGAGGAUGAUGCCUCCAGGAUGGAGGAGGUUGAUUAAAUUUAGGAAAUAUUUCGCGGAGUAUAAGAGACUGGUGACUGAGUUUUAAUCGCGUUUUAUGUGGUUAUCGUGAGGUUAGAGCCAGUGAUCUAUUUGACUUGAUUUAAGAUUAAGUUAUUAAAUCAUUCCCCAUAGCUGGUUCUGUCUUUUUUUAUUCAUUCUUUCGGAAGAUUACACCAAAUACAUUUGUCAGUAGGCGGAUUCAUUGUCAUAAAUUUCACGUAAUAAAGAUGAAUAUUAAUAAUA